This is a messenger RNA of Mytilus californianus (California mussel), 1716 nucleotides long. RefSeq lists its product as uncharacterized. The transcript is spliced from 2 exons. Bases 1 to 1716 code for a protein of 571 amino acids. The record is from RefSeq and is a predicted model, not a curated record. Lineage: Eukaryota; Metazoa; Mollusca; Bivalvia; Mytilida; Mytilidae.
AUGUCCACAGAUAAAAGGCUAUCAGUUAAUUACUACAAGUACCUCUGUCAAAAGAUUGGAUCUAAGGAGAAUGUAAAAGUCAGGAGAUUAGCUUACGUAAUAAGUGACAUUGGAACGAAGGCCUGUAUAACUAGUGGAAGUAAAGGUGAAGGACUUAAUCUUAGAGGCAGUGAUUUUGAUAUAAUGAUUGUUGCUGCUGAAUUUAAAGUUUAUGAAUCUGAUAGAAAUUAUAGAGAGCAAAUGGUGGAAAAUGACUCUCAGGGAAGUCUACUUUCAAAUGAACUAUACAAAAUGUAUUAUAUGAAUCUAACUCAAAGUUCACCAAUGUCAAUCCUUCACAAAAUGCAUGGGCCCUGUUUAUCAGACAAAAAGGAUAUAUUUGAUAUUGCAUACUGCUUAAAAUGUGACCAAUGGACAUCUCAAGCCCAACCAUGGAUAUACAGCCCACGUACAACUUGGCCACCAGUUGAUAUCAUUUCAAAAAUAACCUCAUGUGGUGUGUUUUUUGUCCCAAUUGGCUUGAAAGGAUCCUGCAAUGAAAAUCUCCAGUGGAGAAUUUCCUUUUCGGUAGCAGAAAAGUUUCUCAUAUAUUCUUUCACGCAUACCCAGUUUUUAUGCUAUGCUUUAUUGAAAAUCUUGCUCAAAGAAAUUGUGGAAAAAUAUGAGGAUUUGAAAGGUUUACUGUGUUCCUACUUUCGAAAGACUUUAAUGUUUUGGAUAUCAGAAGAAUCAAACCCAUCAGUAUGGAGACCAAACAAUAUCAUACCAUGCUUCACGGCAUGUUUAAAGAGACUAUUGUACUGUGUUGAAUAUGAGACAUUAUUACAUUAUUUCAUUCCUGAAAAUAAUUUGUUUUAUUUAAGAUUCAAUGUUACAAACAAAGACAAAUUGAUUACAAUCCUGAUUAAUUCAUAUAAACAAGGAAUUCAGUGUUUUAAAUAUUCAGAGACUUUGAAGGAUUUUAAAGGACUAACUAAAGAAGUCGAUUUAAUGAAAGGAAAUUUUAGAAUAAUAUUAGAAACAUUAGAAUUGAAUUUACUUUUUAAGUAUCAUAGCCUGCUAUAUAACUUGAUUCAUCAUUCUAAAACUGUUCAUUCCAGAGAUAUAUUUACAUUAUAUCUGUCCAGGGCACACCAAGAUGUACCACAAAAGUUACAAAACCAACUCAGAUCAAACAACAAACGGAACUACUACAAGUACAGACGUGACCUCAGUAAUCUGCUGAUAGGAACACAAUCAUAUGCAUUAUCAGGAUGGCUAUUAUUAGCUUCCUUCUUUUAUGUUCAUAAGAAUUACUUGAUAUCAUUAGAUAUUAUAUAUUAUGCCUUAAGCAAAUGCACUGAUGAUAAAGAACUUUACCCUAUCAAAGACAUCCAAUUAAAUCAAAACCAGAAAUCUGUGUUAAAUUUCAUGAACCAAGAAAAGAUUUACAUAGCAAUGAAAUUAAUAACAGUCAGAAGUGUUAAGUUUAGUUCAAGUUCAUCACUUGUUCCACAAGAACUACAAUUAAUGAACCAACAAUUCUUUAAGGCCCGAAAUUCUAUUAUUUCUGUUUGUUCUCCUGUAGCAUUUGCACAUAGUCUGAGAAUGCUUUGUUAUCGCCAUCUACCGGUACAUGACAUUACAUCAUGUUUUCAAACUUCACGAACAUUAAUCAUGUUAAUCAGGAAUUAUUUAAGUAAGAAACUUAAGGAAGUUUGCUCCUCUUGUUUUUGA